Laetiporus sulphureus 93-53 is the source of this 192-nucleotide messenger RNA. RefSeq lists its product as uncharacterized. Gene Ontology annotation, molecular function: protein binding. The record is from RefSeq and is a predicted model, not a curated record. The annotation marks the transcript as partial. NCBI's taxonomy places the organism in Eukaryota, Fungi, Basidiomycota, Agaricomycetes, Polyporales, Laetiporaceae. The transcript has a single exon.
AUGUCUCUCCAGCCGCGCGCACUUUCACUCAAGUCCUUCAACUCUGCGGGGUUUCCCAAACUUCCACCGGAAUUGACCAGUCAUAUCAUUGACAAUAAUCAUGAUGACUUCUAUUCCCUCAAGCGCAUCGCUCUCGUCUGUCGCUCUUGGUUAGCUUCAGCCCGCAAACAUAUCUUCUUCUCUGUAAUGCUA